Octodon degus (degu) is the source of this 1520-nucleotide messenger RNA. RefSeq names its product RWD domain containing 4 (gene Rwdd4). The record is from RefSeq and is a predicted model, not a curated record. The transcript is spliced from 7 exons. Lineage: Eukaryota; Metazoa; Chordata; Mammalia; Rodentia; Octodontidae. Gene Ontology annotation, molecular function: protein binding. Bases 285 to 848 code for a protein of 187 amino acids.
GGGGCGGGGCCUCCGCCGUUACCUGCCCGCAGCUUCUCCUGGACGCGGGGACGCACCAUCUUCGUGGCCUGCGUCUCCUUCCCCGAGGCCCGCGGCCUCCAGGCCCUCGCUUCACGCUGACGAGGGUCAGGGCUGCGCGUGAUCUUGGCUCUGCCGCUGCCAGGGAGGGUGCCCCACCACCCCGCAACCGAGGCUCGGAAAGGGGACGCCCUGGCCUCCGGGCCCCAGCGCUCGCUUUCUCUACGUGGUCGCGGCCGCAGCCGGCCUGGGAGGCGCCCGGCGCGAUGAGCGCCAAUGAGGACCAAGAGAUGGAACUAGAAGCGUUACGUUCUAUUUAUGAAGGAGAUGAAAGUUUCCGAGAGUUAAGUCCAGUUUCAUUUCAAUACCGGAUAGGUGAAAAUGGUGAUCCCAAAGCCUUCUUAAUAGAGAUUUCAUGGACAGAAACGUACCCCCAAACGCCUCCAAUUAUAUCUAUGAAUGCUUUUUUUAACAACACCAUAUCAUCAGCUGUAAAGCAGAGUAUAUUAGCCAAGUUACAGGAAGCAGUGGAACUUAACCUUGGAACCGCUAUGACCUAUACAUUGUUUGAAUAUGCCAAGGACAAUAAAGAGCAGUUUAUGGAAAAUCACCAUCCUGUUAAUUCUGCGACCUCCAUAAGCAAUAUCAUCUCAGUUGAAACUCCUAGUAUAGCCCCAUCAAGUAAGAAAAAAGACAAAAAAGAACAACUUUCAAAAGCUCAGAAACGUAAGCUGGCGGAUAAAACAGAUCACAAAGGGGAACUUCCUCGAGGCUGGAACUGGGUUGAUGUUGUAAAGUUAAGCAAAACUGGCUCUAAAGAUGAUGACUAGAACUUGGAAUUGGAUGUAAGGAAAGAACAUCCUUUAAAAAGUAAACUGGGUUCAGCAUCUUUCAUUACUGUUUUCUGGUAUUGAGGUGGCUUUUUAUAGAAUACUGUUUUUGUACAUUUCUUACAUAAUAAAUGUGAGUGGAAUGUUCAUUUGGACUGGCUAUAUUAAAUUAUUUUCACAAGUUUGCCUUAAUAAAAGGUGAAAAUGUUACUGUUUAUUAUACUCUGUAAGGCCUGUUGAGCUUUGUAAAUGACAAAUAUGGAGGAUAAUCAGUUAAUUUAUAUGACCUUAUUCUAGUGGAUAAUUUUUAAAGGAGUAUGAAGCCCUCUUCAAACUGUCAAAGCAGAAUACUGAGUGUAGUUAUUUCAUAGCAUGAGUCAUGUUAAUAGGCUUCCUAUUUUAAAUAAAGUCAUCUCUUCUUUUGCUUUAAUUACUGAAGCAGAAAUUACUUCAGAGAAAUUUACAUACCAGUAUUUGAACUUUAUAUGGUACUCUUUAUAGUUACUUUUUAUUCUACAGUGAACUCAUUCUCUUGAUUUGGGUCAAGACAUUUGAUCUUGAAGAGCUUUCAAUGGUAUGUACAGUAGGACAGUAUAAAAACCAAUCUUCCAGAUACAUUAGAAAAACAUUAGCGGGCCAGGGAGAUGGCUGAGUAGAACAUGCACUUCCCUG